Messenger RNA from Myripristis murdjan (pinecone soldierfish), 1197 nucleotides. RefSeq names its product cytoplasmic phosphatidylinositol transfer protein 1-like. Gene Ontology annotation, biological process: phospholipid transport. Gene Ontology annotation, molecular function: phosphatidylinositol transfer activity; phosphatidylinositol binding. The transcript has 11 exons. Lineage: Eukaryota; Metazoa; Chordata; Actinopteri; Holocentriformes; Holocentridae. The record is from RefSeq and is a predicted model, not a curated record. Bases 173 to 967 code for a protein of 264 amino acids. Gene Ontology annotation, cellular component: cytoplasm.
UUGAAGGCAGCAGAUUCAGCAGAGUAAACGGUAACUGCUUCAAGUCCUUCACGUCACUUGGUGUAUGAACUUGAAUCAGUGUUGUUGCUCUCAUCACCUGCUCAUCGUAACUUGUUUCAUGUUAAAAAUAGCAGUGAAGCAUUUGGAUCCCUGCCCAUCCUGAAGCAGUCUGAUGUGGGAGGACGUCAUGCUUCUCAAGGAGUAUCGCAUCUGUCUGCCCCUCACUGUCCAGGAGUACAGGAUAGGGCAGCUGUACACCAUCAGUAAGCACAGCCACCAGGAAAGCCAGAUAGGAGAGGGGGUUGAAGUGUUGGUCAACGAGCCCCACUACGACUCCAUACACGGCCAGGGCCAACACACUGAGAAGAGGGUCCACUUAUCCAGCAAGCUUCCAUCUUGGGCCAAAGCAGUGGUACCUCACAUUUUCUACAUCACAGAAAAGUCAUGGAAUUAUUACCCUUAUACCAUAACCGAAUUCACAUGCUCCUUCUUCCCCAAGUUCUCCAUUCACAUUGAAACCAAAUAUGAAGACAACUGUGGUGAAAAUGACAGCCUGUUCACUGAGGAGAAGGCCAACAGGGAGGUGGAGGUGGACUUUGUGGAUAUAGCCUACGACCCUUUCCCCGACAGACACUACAACAGCUCUGAGGACCUGCGGAGCUUCUCCUCAGUAAGGACUGGCCGGGGCCCACUGGUGGAGGACUGGAGACAGACCACCAAGCCAAUCAUGUGCUCCUACAAACUGGUUAGAGUCCACUUUGAAGUGUGGGGCCUUCAGACCCGGGUGGAACAGUUUGUACACAAGGUAAUAAGAGAUAUAUUAUUGGUGGGACACAGACAGGCCUUUGCCUGGGUGGACGAAUGGUACAACAUGAGCCUGGAAGAUGUGAGGUCUUUUGAGGAUCAGAUGCAGGUGAAAACCAAUCAGAAGCUGCGGUGCCCAGACAGUGAACCAGCUCAGCGAUGAAGAGGACAGAUGGGAGCUGUGGACAGGAUGAUCACACACUGAGGAUCUGCCCUGAGAGGAAACAGACAUGCUUACACACAACAUUCCUUUGUGACUAUUAGUACUGGUAGUAGAUAGAAAGCUGUUUGGUCUGGCACAUGCACAUUUUCUCCUCAGCCACUGGAUAUUGAGUGACUCUAUCUGUAUAUUUGCUCUAAGUUAUUUCUGAAUCAAUAAAUGCUGUAACAUAA